Molecule: messenger RNA, 1127 nt
Organism: Rotaria sp. Silwood1
Lineage: Eukaryota; Metazoa; Rotifera; Eurotatoria; Philodinida; Philodinidae
Source: the annotation of a GenBank genome assembly
AUGUCAGGUGUUUUUUCUACAGUAGUUAAUUUUACUACUGAACAGUUUCUUAAACGAGCUGGUAAACUAUCAGUACUUGCUGAUAUACAAAAUCAGGGUGAAUCUGAUGAUGAUAGUUCAUGUGAUGAUGAAACUGAAAAUGUGUCUUCAAUUUCAGCUAGUGGUAAAUCUCAGUUUCAUGGAAUGAGAGUGUGCGACACUAUUCCUUCCUCACUUGCAAAGUCCUACUUUCGUGUUGAACUUGAUGGGAAAAACAAUAUAUUCACAAACAGACAGCCUGCUGGCUUUUAACAGAUACUAAUAAUCGUUUGUCAGCUGAUCGACUUAGACGAGUUCAACAAAGCAGUUCUUAGAUUAAUAAAAAGCUUGUAAGAAAUACUUAGGAAUAUUUUGACAUGAUCAACUUCUGCUAUUUUUUAUUGCUUCAUGUUUCUUUUAUUGAUAUUUCAUAGUUCGCUUUUCCUCUAUGUGAUAAAAAACAAAAAUUCUCUAAUGUCUCAGUUGACUUGAUACCAAUCUUAUUACAAGAUGUAUCUAAACUUCACAUAUCAGUAGAUGUUUUUUUUUAAAUUGACUCUGGUAUUUUUCAGGGCUUAUAAUUGCCUGUCAAAUUCAUGGUAAUGAAUAUCAAAGAGAAAUAGAGCAGUGAACACGGGUUUACCGAAAGAGGUUCACAUGAAAAGAAAAUAGUAGGCACGGGUUUCCCGAAAAAUGCCUAAAAAUCAAUGUAUGGAUGCGGGUUUACCGAGUAUCAUCCGAAGCAAAAAUAGGUAUAAAUAGGCACGAGUAUUCCGUAUAAAACUUGCCUAAAUUGUUUCAAUCCAUUUCGAAUUUUUAAAUUAAAACCACGCAUAGCAAACAAAUAAGGAUGCGGGUUUUUCGAAUACACAUCCACCUCUUCGCAGUAGGAUGGGCUCUACGUGCUGAAGAGGAGAAACACUGUCUGAAAGUAGUGGCCAACAAUCCUGCAUCUUUUGGUCAAUCGCAAAAUUAAGAAAUAAAAGAGUUAUGUUAAUAAAAACAGUAAAUUAAAGAAAGUUGGAUCUUCUGAUUUAUUGUUUCAUAGUUUUCUGUUAUUUUCAGAUACAAUGAGGAACCCGCAAGUAUGGUGGGAAUUCCGGAAAUUU